AUAAAUUAAAAAUUAUCAAUUUUUUGAUAGCGACUCGGAAAAAAUGAAAUAGAAUUGAUUUUCGGUCGAUUUAUUAAAAAAUGAAGUAAAUUGUGGUGUUUUAUGAAACGAAUAACGGAUAAUAUUUUCAUUGUAGACAUGACAGAUAUCUAGUGAAGUUUACUCACAUACUCGAGUUGAAAAUCAACUUGAGGAGAUCUCGAACAUUUUUUCGAAGAUGUUUCAAAUAAUUUCAAAUUGUAAGAGGGCACUUCCCCAUUUCUUUAUGAUUCGAUAUUUCAAGCGUACAAACAUACACAUUGCUUAGUUCCCAUUCAAUUGAAACAGCAUCGCCGUUGAAAGUUGCGUGUAAACACCGACAAUGAAGCACAGCAGCAAUUCGAAUUCGCUGAUUAUGGGCUGGAUAAUGUCCAUCAAACUGUCCAAAGUUAUUGGUUUAGUUUUUCUGGUGCUCAUCUCCGUUUCUGUACUGAUUCAUUACUUCCUGUCCAGGGUUGAAAAGGAUGUGCAGUACAUCCAUUAUUCGAGAUCGACUCUGGAUGUAUCCGAAGAUUUUACCGCUUUGAGCGCGUCCAAAUUGAAAUUCAGAAUUCAAGAUAUGAUGAGAAUCAAAGGGUCCGUGUUAAAUGAAAUUAGAAAUUUGGAAUCGAAAAGACAGAAGUUGCAGAAAGAAAUCCUCGCAUGUCAUCAGAGAAAAGAACAGUGUAAUUUAGAGGUAACCAAAUUGCAAACGGAAUCGAAUAAAUUGAAAAUUUCCGUUCAGCAGGCUCAUUUAUCGCAUUUAGAAGCGGUGCAACGCAAUAGUCCGGAAUUAGCUCCGCCGAUACCAAUUCUUUCCAACGAGCUGCCUAAAAUUAGAACCGCCGUCAGUGAAAUUCCUCUAUGUUAUAAAAUGCGAUCGUGUUUCGAUUAUUCUCGUUGCUCGCUUACUUCUGGAUUUCCAGUUUAUCUUUACGAUCCGGAAAUCUAUUUUCCUAGCUGGCAAAUAUCGUCGUACUUGAAAACAAUGAUCAGACUGAAUAUCAAUUUUAAUCCUCACGUUACCAAUAAUUCGCGAAACGCUUGCGUAUUCGUAAUUUUGAUCGGAGAAACAGACCAACCGGAUGCUAAGCUGUUAUCAAAACUACCGUUUUGGGGAGGCGAUGGUCGAAAUCAUAUUGUGAUUAAUUUAUCCCGUAGUUUGUACAGUUCUUCGAAUAGAAUAGCGCCGUCGUUGGAAACUGGAAAAGCCAUACUCGUUCAAUCGACGUGGAAUGUUGACGAGUACAGAAUUUUUCACGAUAUUGUAAUACCGCCAAUUUUAGGCCCUCCCGGUGGCGAAGUAUGGAUGGAUUCGCCGUACAUGUUACCAGCGCGACGCAAAUACUUACUUUCAUUUCAAGGUGUCUUGGAUGCGAAAAAUGAAUCAGUCAACGACGAUUACGAUAUCUCUCGAUUGCGAAACAUUCGCCAACAUUUAACAUCGAAGACUACGGAUGAAUUUUACAUGGAUUUCGACUGCGCAUUGGCCGAACAGCAUAAAAAUUCUACGUCCGAAGAAUGGCUGUUGUGUAGAAGCGAAAGAGAUAGAGCUGCCAUUUUGAAGGAGUCGACUUUCGCAUUAAUUCCUUGCGCCAUAAAAACUAAUGUUCUUUCAACUGCAACGUUUCUCACGCGUUUGUUCGAAUCUUUGAAGCACGGAACUAUUCCUCUUAUUCUGGGCAGUGAUUACGUUACUUUGCCUUUUAGCGAGGUGAUCGAUUGGAAAAAAGCCGUUUUACCUUUACCGUUGGCUCGAAUGCCCGAAUGUCAUUGGCUAAUGCGAAGCAUACCCGAUAACGAUUUGUUGCUGAUGAAAAGACAAGGGAGAUUGCUGUAUGAAAAGUAUUUUGCAACCGGUCAAAAUGUUCUGGAUACUGUAAUCGCAGUUGUACGAAAUCGAUUACUAAUUCCACCUUCUGCGAUUCUCGAUGCUCCUAAUCCGAGCGUAUUUCCCGAUAAUUUCACGGUGUCGAAAAUGGACCCACCGGCUCCAGAAAGUGAACCAGAAGAAAAUCUAGGACCGUUGGAACCUCCUUCGAGUUCUAUGAAAUUCAUGCGAAACUAUUCGUCGAUGCUCACCCAAAACUACGAAAUAUGGAAUACUUGGGUCGACCCGUUUCACUUGUAUCCGAAUUUGCCAUUCGAUCCGUUGCUGCCAUCUGACGCUAAAUUUAUCGGUUCCGAGAUCGGAUUUCGUGCUAUAAAUAGUGGAGCCGGCGGAGCUGGCAAAGAAUUUUGUGAAAGUUUAGGAGGAAAUGUGCAAAAGGAGCAGUUCACGAUAGUUAUACUCACUUACGAACGAGAACAAGUUUUGAUGAAUUCCUUGAAUCGAUUACACGGAUUACCGUAUUUAAAUAAAGUUAUAGUGGUGUGGAAUUCUCCAACUCCACCGUCUUCGGAUUUUCGUUUACCCGAUAUUGGAAUUCCAAUUCAGUUUGUUCAAGCGAGAAAGAAUAGUUUAAAUAAUCGAUUCCUGCCGUAUGCCGCCAUUGAAACAGAAGCCGUGCUGUCCGUAGACGAUGAUGCUCAUUUAAGACACGAUGAAAUAAUUUUUGGAUUCAGAGUAUGGAGAGAAGAAAGAGACAGGAUUGUGGGUUUUCCUGGCAGAUAUCACGCGUUAGAUUUAAAUCACGGAGGAUGGUUGUAUAAUUCAAAUUAUAGCUGCGAAUUAUCUAUGGUGUUGACAGGGGCAGCUUUUUUCCAUCGACACUACCUAUACUUGUAUACGUAUUCUUUACCUCAAGCUAUCAGAGAUAUGGUGGACGAGUACAUGAACUGCGAAGAUAUCGCGAUGAAUUUCUUAGUCUCUCAUUUGACGAGAAAACCUCCAGUCAAGGUGACCUCAAGAUGGACAUUCCGCUGUCCCGGUUGUCCGGUUUCGCUUUCGGAAGACGAAACACAUUUCAACGAAAGACAUAAAUGUAUUAAUUUUUUCACCAAGGUGUUUGGUUAUACGCCAUUAUUGUAUACGCAAUUCAGAGCAGAUUCGAUUCUCUUCAAAACGAGAAUUCCCCAUGACAAACAAAAAUGUUUCAAAUACAUUUGAUGUGUUACGCGAUCAUCGCCAUGUGAAAGUUUUUUUCCAACUUGUGAACCGAGGACAGAAAAAUGUUUAGGAAAGCAGGAAAUAGGAAUUGGUGCCUUGACAAGUUCUCAAGCGAAGCCUAUUACUAGGUGUUUGCUAAGGAGGAUAUUAUAAAAUUCUCACGACGUUGUUCGGAACUUUCGUAUUGAAUCAAUCUUUGUGAUAAUAAUUAUUUAGCGACGAUUUUUUUUAUGUUAAAAUGAAUUACGAGUUGAUAAGUAUUUAGAACUGCUUCAAAUUGAAGCGAAAUUGCAUUUUUAUUCUACGUGUCAUUCGAUUAGUUCGGAUUUGUUUUGUUUUUUGUUUACAAUUUUAAAUUUUGUUUUAUACGCUACAAAAUGAAUCAAAACGAAUAAGUUGCUAGUCUAAAUCAUAAUUUACCUAUUUUAUUUAAAAAGACACGAUGUAAUAUGUAUUUCAUUUUAUGCGUAAGUGAGUGGAUUCGAUUUUUAAUUUUUUGUACCGCGUUGUUUUAAUUUUGUUUAUUGUUUUAGUACAUAUUUCAACUGUUAGAUAAUCAGUAUUAUUCAAUUUUAAACUUUGAAAUUAUUUUUACAAAUACAUACUUACUAUCUGGAAAAGCUA
Messenger RNA from Planococcus citri (citrus mealybug), 3691 nucleotides. RefSeq names its product exostosin like glycosyltransferase 3 (gene botv). NCBI's taxonomy places the organism in Eukaryota, Metazoa, Arthropoda, Insecta, Hemiptera, Pseudococcidae. The transcript is spliced from 16 exons. Bases 362 to 3067 code for a protein of 901 amino acids. Gene Ontology annotation, cellular component: membrane. The record is from RefSeq and is a predicted model, not a curated record. Gene Ontology annotation, molecular function: glycosyltransferase activity.